This is a messenger RNA of Pestalotiopsis fici W106-1, 1665 nucleotides long. RefSeq lists its product as uncharacterized. The transcript has 2 exons. The record is from RefSeq and is a predicted model, not a curated record. Bases 1 to 1665 code for a protein of 554 amino acids. NCBI's taxonomy places the organism in Eukaryota, Fungi, Ascomycota, Sordariomycetes, Amphisphaeriales, Sporocadaceae.
AUGCGUCUCAUCAAUGUCGAAUCUUUCAUUAUAGAAGAAUUCACUCAUGAUUUCCCUCCUUAUGUCAUACUGUCUCAUACAUGGCAAGAUGGGGAGGUGUCCUACCAAGAAUUCCACACAGCCGAGGCCAGACAAAAAGCCGGAUUCCAGAAGAUAGCGCGCUUCUGUCUCUUAGUCAAUCGGAUGCAUUAUGAAUAUGCUUGGGUCGACACUUGUUGCAUCGACAAAACGAGUAGCACUGAGCUAUCGGAAGCAAUCAACUCGAUGUUUCGGUGGUACCAGAACGCCGAUCUUUGCAUUGCAUACCUGUGCGAUGUUACCUGGGUAGAGGAGGAACAGGUAUGGCCGCAAUGGAAUGCGAGUCGAUGGUUCACUAGAGGUUGGACGCUGCAAGAGCUUCUGGCACCACCUUCUGUGCUACUGUACAACUCCGAUUGGCAGUGCCUCGGCGACCGUACCAGCUUUUCUACAUGGAUCCAGGCUAUUACUGGUAUCAACGAACGAUAUCUCGUAGACGGCGAGGACGAUCUCGGAGGCAAUCACCCUACGAAUAACGACAAAAGCCGGCGGCGAUUAUCGCGAAUACGAGAUUCUACGAUUGCAGAAAAGAUGAGUUGGGCCGCUAGACGUCAAACAACAAGAGAAGAGGACAUUGCGUACUCACUACUCGGUCUUUGUAAUGUCAGUAUGCCAUUGCUCUACGGCGAAGGAUCGUACGCCUUCAUUAGGCUUCAAGAAGAGAUCAUUCGUCGCAACUUUGAUUGGACAUUGCUUGCUUGGGGCUUACCCUGGGACGAUUUUGAGUCGCGACGCCUCGAGUCCCAGAAAUCACGGGAAGGGAGUCUUGCACGACUGUUUCCGGCCGCACGCUCAGCAGUGGAUAUGCUCUUGUGCAACGAGCAUCCAUGGAGUGACCCGGUGCCCUACGAGGCCACGUGGGAUCCAUCUGACGGCCUGCUUGCAACUAGUCCGCGAUAUUUCUGGCGUUGCGAACGUGUCAUUGCUCAUCGCAUUGCGUUUGACUGGGAGCUGACGAGUAGAGGAUUUCGUGUCAGUCUGCCGGCAUCCGAUGAUGAAAACUGCCACAUGAUUUUGCCGUGUCAGAUCAAAGACGAACCUUCGUAUCUCAUUGCCAUACCAUUGAUCAAGCAGCAGACCGGCCUCUAUAGAAGAGCCUUCGCAGGUAUCAAGCUAGUCAGAGAACAAUCAUGGCAUCGUUGGCCAUUGCAGUCACUGUAUCUCUCCACUGCGACUUCGAAUGCUGACCAUCUACUGUCCGAAAAGAGCGAAGAGAUUAUGUGGUUAUCGGUUGCGCCUGGGCUCAGCAUCCAAGAGGUCUUCCCUCCGGAGAAGUGGUCUCCUACUCAGAAUAUUCUCUACUGCUCCCACGAUCGACCGGCAGGCAUGAAACCGCUCUUCGUGCUGCUGUUCAAAAUCGUCAAGACGGGAAAAGAGUUCGCUGUAGUGAUCAUCCAGCACAAAUCGAAAGUCGCGUCGGAUGUUGAGAUUGCGCUCCAGACCAUUCCUCAACAGAGCUUUAGCUGCCCGCGUGAGCUAUUGGAUGCCAAUUACUUGGGUUCAUUACCGUCAUCACCCAACAUUGAUCGUGACAUCCUCUUGUACACUACGCGGACAAACAUUCUUGACGCAUCUGGAGACAAGUAA